AUGCAUGAGCCGACGCUAAUCGGUGGCAGCCAAGUGCUGGUGACACUCGGCCUGGCGGCGCUCAUCGCGCACAAGCGGUGGGGCAGGGGCGUGUAUGUGCGGCACCGGGAGCUGAUCGGAGUGGCGGCCUGCCUCCAGCUGCAGUGCACCUCGCAGCUCCUGGCCGUGCACGGUGGCAGCAACGUGCUGGCGCAGCACAGGGGCAGCGAGCUGGCGCUGCUGGUGCUCAUGACCCUGCACAGCACUGUCUUCUGGGUCUCCAUCUACGCCCUUCGCGGCAGGCUGGCCUUUGGCGUCAACCAGCUGGCGCUGCCGCUGCUCACCCUCCCCUCGCUCCUCGCCGUCGAUGGCAUGUGCGGGCGCGUGCUGGAGGCGCCCGGCGUGAAGGCGCCACUGGCCAGGCUGCACGACGCGCUGGCGCUGGCGCACAGCGCAAUCAUGCCAGCGCCCAACACGCUGCUGCACGCGUGGCGGGCCGCCCAGCCCAGGCAGCAGUGCCUGGUCGUGCACGCCUGGAUGUCGCUGGUGUGCGGCUGGGCGCUGCCACUGGUGGUGCUGGGCUGCCUGGAGCGGAGGGCCAUGGAGCGGUGGGUGGAGGAGCAGCCCGACUGGCAGGAGGAGCGGGAAGAGGAGCAGCAGGAUGGGGACGACUGCGGCAAGCCACGAGAGCGGCGACCGCCGCCGGCACACCCGUUGCCUCUGUACCCGCUGCCGCUGGCUGGCCCCGUCAUGCUCUACCUCUGCAGCUGCUUGGCCUGGGCUGGCGCAAACGCCCUGGAGGCCGCCUGGUGA
Molecule: messenger RNA, 792 nt
Organism: Chlorella variabilis
Lineage: Eukaryota; Viridiplantae; Chlorophyta; Trebouxiophyceae; Chlorellales; Chlorellaceae
Product: expressed protein
Exons: 3
Coding region: 1-792 (263 amino acids)
Source: RefSeq, a predicted model, not a curated record